Messenger RNA from Loa loa (African eye worm), 2974 nucleotides. RefSeq lists its product as hypothetical. The coding region runs from base 119 to 2974 and encodes 951 amino acids. The record is from RefSeq and is a predicted model, not a curated record. Gene Ontology annotation, biological process: clathrin coat assembly; endocytosis; actin filament organization. Gene Ontology annotation, molecular function: phosphatidylinositol-3,5-bisphosphate binding; clathrin-cargo adaptor activity; phosphatidylinositol-3,4-bisphosphate binding. The transcript has 19 exons. Lineage: Eukaryota; Metazoa; Nematoda; Chromadorea; Rhabditida; Onchocercidae. Gene Ontology annotation, cellular component: clathrin-coated vesicle; actin cortical patch.
UUUACAUAUUUUUUGAACAAAAUAUUCAAAUACUGACAAUAAUGAAUCGUUGUAGGAGUUGGAAUUGAGUUUGUGGGUGAAUUUGCAAAUUAGCAAAUAGUGUAUUGCAUAGUAGAAGAUGUCAUUAAAAUCUGUCGUCUUGGGUGAUGAUCGAGAAGCAUCCAUCAAGCAUCAGAUUGUAUCGGUACAUAAAGCGUUAAACAAAAAUGAAGCACCGUUAAAGCACAAACACGCACGGCAAGUGAUCGUUGGGACGCAUAAAGAGAAAUCUUGUGCAUUAUUUUGGAGUUGUAUUUCACGCAUUCAGCUGGAAAAAAAUCCAGUCAUUAGUUGGAAAUUUUGUCAUUUGCUUCACAAGCUAAUCCAGGAUGGUCAUCGCAAAGUGCUAGAAGAAUCUAUUCGAUAUAAAACCCGUAUCGAAGCACUGGGAAACUUUUGGUAUCAUCUUGAGAAUUCCGAUUAUGGUCGGCCUAAUUCUUCUUAUUGUAAAAUGCUCGUUAACCGUCUCGAAUUUCACAACCGGAAUCAUUCUGUACCGGGGAAUUUAAGACUAAGCGCCAAUCAAGUUCAAGCUUUAGCAAAUGCCGAUGUGAACCAAUCGUUUGAGCUUUCAGUUGAAAUGUUAGAUCAGAUGGAUGAUUUGCUAGCUUUGCAGGCAGCCGUUCUCAGAAAAGUGGACACUGUUAAUUGGAGCUCCUUGGUCCCUCAAGGACAAUGCAUGUUAUCACCAUUAAUACUCAUAAUUCUUGAUACAAGCAAAUUCUAUGAUCAUCUGGUGAAAUUAAUUUUCAAGCUGCACUCAAAAUUGCCUCCAGAUGCAUUACUUGGUCACAGAAGUCGAUUCAAUUCGAUUUUUCGGCAAACGAAAGAGUUUUAUGAAACUUCAACAAAUUUACAGUAUUUCAAGUUCCUAGUCUCAAUCCCAAAAUUGCCAACAUAUCCCCCUAAUUUCCUUCAGGCGUCUGAAUUGGAAAGUUAUCAAACACCAAAUGCUUAUCUUCAUGGUGAUAGCGUUAGUGAAGCGGAUACCCCUCCUGAUGAACGAUCUGUAGCUGAGGAAAGUUUAAUCGAUGCUGUAGAGACUGGGUUCCAGAAUAGUUCUGGUCAUAUGGACUCAAAAGAUGCGAUAAUUGAAGCUUUAAGGCGGGAUGUGGAAGACACGCGUUACCAUAAUGAAAGGCUUAUGAACGAGGCACGUGCUCGUAUUGAACAGUAUGAAAAACGUUUAGUGCAAGCUCAGCAGGAAAAUGAUCAUUACAAGCAUACACUGGAUGAAAUGAAGGGCGAAGUCGAUAGAUUACGGCAGUUAACCAUAGCGAGGGGACAGCAGGCAACCGAUGAAGCUCGUCUACUUGAAGCUGAACAAAAAGCUCAAAGCAAUGAACUUAAUUAUCAGAAAAUGAAGAGCGCUUAUACUAACUUGCGGCAGGAGCACAUUGAGGCACUCACGAAGCUUUCCGAAGCUCAGAAGGAAUUAACAUCCUGUCAAAUGGAGAAGCAAACUAGUGAAGAAACCAUUUCAAAUUUGGAAAAGAAGGUGACAGAACUGGAACAAGAAAGAGUAGUUAUAGAAGAAAAAAUGCAAGAUGCUAAUACUGUUGUCAAUAGCUUCCAAAGAAGGGUAGCUGAACGAGAUGAUGAAGUUCAGGAACUGAACCAGAUUGCUAAAAUGACCUAUAGUAGGGCUGAUGCGGAAGAUUUAGAAAUUGUAGAAAAAGAUGUGUACGCCACGGUUAGCUGUACCAAUAUAUUACUUUUACCUCAGUCUUUUGCAAGCUUUGUGAUCAGAGCUUCACUGGGUGAAGUAUAUGAACAAAUCUUGAAACAGUUGUGUGAGGAUCUCCAGGAUGCUUUAUCAAUCACUUACCCCAGUCAAUUAGUUUUACCGGCUCUUCGUUUUAUCGUCGAGAUUACUGAAAAAGCAAUUAAUGAAGCUGAUGCUGAACAGUCUGACAAGUUAUUUCGCACUUUAACUUUUUUGGGCCAUUAUCUUGCAGAUGUUUUAUUGAAUAGCGCUGCUGCGGCUAAUGUUGUUUCCAUCCAGUAUUUUCAAAUAGUGCAGGAGCAAUGCUAUGCUGUAAUAGCUAAUGCUGUUGCUGCUUAUUCAGUGGUUGGAAACCCAAGUUUGAAGUCUAUUAAAGAACCUUUCCUGAAGCUAAAGAGUUCUUUGGAAAAGUUGGAAGAAAUUUGUCUCAAUUUGCCAGCUGGUUCAAGUGAUAUGACGGCUGAAGUGAUCGGUGCUGAGCUUGAGCAAGAGAUGAAACGUAUGGAUGAAGCGAUUCAAAAAGCUGUAGAAUUGAUUGAGGAAAUGCAAAAGAAAAGUCGAGCCAUUGAUUCCGGGAUACGUUUAAAAGUUAACGAAGGAAUUUUGGAUUCUUGUAACCAAUUGAUGGCAGCAAUAAUAACACUGGUAGCAAAAAGUCGCGCAUUGCAAGAAGAAAUCGUUGCUGCUGGUCAUGAUACGGCUAAUCCAAAUGAAUUUUAUAAGCGAAAUCAUCAGUGGACUGAAGGUCUACUUUCAGCAGCUAGAGCUGUCGGAGUUGCAGCCACUGUGCUUGUUCAGAGGGCAGAUGAUGUGGUUUCUUGUCAAGGCAAAUUGGAAUAUUUGAUUGUUGCAUCACAAGAGAUUGCAGCGAGCACUGCGCAACUAUUUGUAUCAUCUCGUGUAAAAGCAGACCGUGAAUCACAACGACUGAAGGAACUUUCUGCAGCAUCCUGUUCAGUGAAUACCUGUACUGCAAAUAUUGUUGCUACGGUGAAAAAUGCCCAAAUUACCUUGAAUGAGCAGAGAGAUCUCGACUUUAGUCAUUAUACUCUACACGAUACAAAAAAAGAAGAAAUGGAAAGCCAAGUACGUAUUUUGGAGCUGGAAGAUAAGUUAGUACGCGAACGGAUACGUCUUGCACAGCUUAGAAAACAACAUUAUCAGCUUGCACAAAUUGUUGAAAGUGAUAGUGGUUCUGCUGAGAAAUAA